Melanotaenia boesemani (Boeseman's rainbowfish) is the source of this 998-nucleotide messenger RNA. RefSeq names its product cysteine-rich venom protein pseudecin. Gene Ontology annotation, cellular component: extracellular region. Lineage: Eukaryota; Metazoa; Chordata; Actinopteri; Atheriniformes; Melanotaeniidae. The record is from RefSeq and is a predicted model, not a curated record. The transcript has 9 exons. The coding region runs from base 154 to 861 and encodes 235 amino acids.
CUGCAUCAUUAUCAAACACGGGGGAAUGUGUUACAAUUUUGACAACAUUGAGCACCUGAGCUGGACCUAUAAAAGGAGGAAGCGAAAACAUCCCAGGUCACCUCCUUCUCCAGAAGACCUGAGAGCAGAGGUAUCUUCCUUAUUGUUGGGAAAAUGUUUGUAGUCCUGAUUUCCAUCUUGUUGCUGCAUCAUGUUCACACAGCCUGUGUUGUGCAAGACAUUUGCCCAGAAAACACACCAGUGCAGGCUGAGAUCGUAGACGUGCACAAUGCCUUCAGGAGAGCAGUCGAACCGUCUGCUGCUGACAUGGUGAUGAUGAAUUAUAGUAAGGAGGCAGCGGUCAGUGCUCAGGCCUGGGUUGACAAAUGUAUCCUGAGUCAUGGACCACCCACCACCCGCCUCCUCAAUGGUUAUCAAUUGGGUGAAAAUCUCUUCUACUCCUCCUCUCCAUUCUCAUGGAAGACUGUUGUAAAUGCCUGGCACAGUGAGGUGUCACACUACCUUUAUCCCAACGGAUCCACGAACGGAAAACCCAUCGGUCACUACACACAGGUGGUGUGGAGCACCUCAUACAGCGUCGGCUGUGGAGUAGCGCUGUGUCCCAACAACAUCUACUUCUAUGGCUGCCACUAUUAUCGAGCUGGAAACUUUAAGGGAUGGCUACCUUACAAGGCUGGAACCCCAUGUGCUUCCUGUCCCAAUGACUGUGUGGACAAACUCUGCACCAACCCUUGCCCUUAUAUUAACAGCUUCAUCAACUGUCCAACCUUGAAAGUCCUGUUUGGGUGCACAAAUCCCCUGGUGUCCAUCUGGUGUCCUGCAUCAUGUAAAUGCACCACUGAAAUUGUUCCUGUCUAUUAAAGUACUGCAGCACUUUGGCUCAGUACAGUUUACAUGUGAGCAUCUUUGUUUGUGAAGUCAGUUGGGCUGAACUGCAUGUCAGCUUGUGAUAGGUUACCAGUGAUGAUACAUGUAAAAGAAAAACAAAAGACAAUUAA